Molecule: messenger RNA, 2466 nt
Organism: Teleopsis dalmanni
Lineage: Eukaryota; Metazoa; Arthropoda; Insecta; Diptera; Diopsidae
Exons: 16
Coding region: 73-2466 (797 amino acids)
Biological process (GO): homologous chromosome pairing at meiosis; mitotic intra-S DNA damage checkpoint signaling; interstrand cross-link repair
Cellular component (GO): condensed chromosome; nucleus
Molecular function (GO): DNA polymerase binding
Source: RefSeq, a predicted model, not a curated record
GUAAAAGUAUGUACAAAAAAAGAAGUUGGCGCAAAACAAAGUGUUUAAACAUUAAUCAUUUUUAGCAUAAAAAUGUAUAAAAAUCGCAAAUUUAAUAAAAAUUUGAAACAAACGACAAACAAUCAGACUGUUUCAAAAAGGAAUUUAAAUGUAAUUGAUGAAAAUACAACAAUAAAGAUUGCAAAGACAACAGAUGCCUCUGGGACUUCUCACUCAAGGCGGACUAGUUUUGGUAGUAAUAACGAAAAUGAAUUUAAUGUGGAUGCGUUUAAUAGUGAAGAAAAUAUACCGGCGUCUCAGGAACCCACUCAACGUUACCUGUCCCAACGCAGUAUUGCGGCCUCCUUAACGCGUACGCAAUCACGCGGCAACACCACACGUCCACCAAACACUUACUUUGAAAUGGUUUUAAUGAAAUCUGGUGCACUAUUGGAUGAGGGUGAUAAUUUUGUGUUGUCUUGCGAUCAUGUUGCUUUUGUUAGUAAAUUUAGAGAAAUUUUAAUGAAAUCUCAAAACUACCCGGACAAUAUUGAAAUGUUUAAAACUGGCUUAAGCGACGCUUUAGCCACAAAACCUAAAUUAACGCAAAAGUUAUUAAGUGGUUGCACAAUUAAUAUGCCCGGUGAGGAAAGUGUCUAUCAAUCCCAAAAUAGUAUGAUGGUUAAUUUUUUAAUGAUUGGCUUUCUUUGUGAUCAUGUUUUGGAUAUACUGCUUGAUAAGGCUGAAAAAAUUGCUUGUGGAUCCAAUAAAAAUCUAACUGGUAAUAAUGUACCACUGUUGACUUUGUUGUUGGCACAAAUGAGAAACAUUACACUAUCCCAUGGCACUGUUAUCAAUGAACGUAUACAUUCCAUUUUUGAAAAAGCUAAUCCCAGUGCUAGGAUGGAAAUAAUUGCUAGUGCGGAAUUUAUAAUCGAACCAAGCAAACAUGAUGAAUUUGUGCAGCUGUUAUUAGACAAUAUUGCUGAAAGCAAAGAUUUUUUCAAUCCCGUCAUUAUGCAGUGUUUAAUCCAUUUGAACUUGACCCCUCAUAUGCAAGGAAAAAUACGUAAUAAAAUUUUAUCUUAUAUUAAAGAAAGCCAAAAUCAGCAUACCCUGUUACCAGUUGUUAUUCAAUUCUUACUAAAAAUAUUAAAUGAAGACAAUGAUGAAAGUGUACGAGAACUUGUGAAUACAUUGAGAGAAAUUUUAAUAUAUCUUAAUGAUAUUUCUGUGAUAGAAAAACAUUCAGAAGUUUUUAAUCAUAUAGAACAAGGUCUUAUACGUUCCAAGAAAUUUUACACACUUUGGCAGAAGAAGAUUAGCGGUUUGCCUCCUGUGGAAUUUAAAUCAAUAGAUUUCAUGAUAUUGCUACUGCUAAUAUAUAUUAAGGAGGAUAAUUCAAUGUAUAUUGAAAAUAUUAUUCGACGUCGUAUUAAACUUGAGCACAUAACUGUUGAAAUCAUUUUUGAUAUCUGUGACAAGUACGGCGUUGCACUGGAGAAGCUAACUAAUAUUUUAAUGCAAAUAUUACAUAAUUUUCUUAAAGAAAAACACAAAUCAGUAGUAAACUUUGCCAGAGCAUCUUAUUGUAUACUAUUUAAAAUAGACGCUGCUAUACAAAAGGAUAUUAUAAAGAAAUUAUUAGAGCUUACAUAUGAUAGAUCUUUGCAGAAUAUGACUAAUUUAGCUUUGGAAUUACUGACGGACUUACAUCGUGAAUAUGCUAAAGAAGUGCGAAAUUGGGGCAUGCUUUUAUUGCCCUUGCUUGACCGUUUGAAUGAAAUGUCAUUAUCACAAACGCGUAUGGUUAUGAAGUUAUUAUGUUGUAUAGCGUUUCCUGAGCCUGGAUUCCAUGAAUGUACUCCAUUGCAAGAUCAAAUUGAUAUGUUGGUCAAGAAACAAUUGAUAAGUCGUGUUCCAUUAAUUAAAAAACAAGGAAUCAUUGGAGGUGUACAGUUGGUUGAUAGCAUUGCACGCGUUGAGAAAACUUAUAUUGAAAUUGAUGAUUUGGAAACUACAUUCAACACAGCCAGUGAUUUACCAGAUGGUCGUGGAAAAAUGGCAGCAAAUUAUAUUGAGCGAAUACGUUCAUCUAUAAUGCAUUGUCCAGAAUCGUUAGCUUUAUUUUUUGAUGAAUUGGCUAGCAUUUGUGUCGCUGGACCACAUGAUAAUGCUAAUAAAGGUUAUCUUCUAGAUAAACCGCUUGUUAUAUGGUUAUGUGAAGUGAUGACAUAUUACUUUCAAGACUAUUUUAUAAGCGAAGAUACAACUGAUAAUAUAAGUGAUAUACAAGUUUCACUACAAAAGUGUUUGAAUUCUCAAAAUACAGAAACGGAGGAAAGUGAAGUUACUAUGAUUGCUAUUAACAUAUCCGAAGCUGUAUUAAAACCUUCUCAUCAAGCUUUAAAGUCAGCCUUAGUAUUAGCGCCACUUUUUAAUUUCGUGCGUGUUUUGCAUUUUAUACCAAAUAAAUAUAAAGAAUAA